UCAGGAGAGGUCAUGACUCAAGACUCAGAGUCAGAAUGAUACUGUAUGUGUGUGUGAGUGUGUGUGUGUGUGUGUGAGAGUGUGUUCUAAUGAGAAUCACUGUACCCAAAGGAUGUGAUUAAGAUGAAAACAACAAACACACUUGAGUAAUAAGGAGAGUGUGUGAUGAGCAGGACAGAGUGUGUGUUGAUCAGAGUGUGUGUUGAGCAGAACUUGUGUGUUGAUCAGAGUGUGUGUUGAGCAGGACGUGUGUUGAUCAGAGUGUGUGUUGAGCAGGACGUGUGUGUUGAGCAGGACGUGUGUGUUCUGAGCUUCUCUCUUGUCAUGGCUGUGGAUUUUAGUGGAACGUGGCAGAUGUACGAGCAGGGAGACCCUGAGGAGUUUCUCAAAUCUGUGUCUGUACCAAGCGUAAUGGGAAAGAUGAUGAGGGAAGUGAAGCCCUUAAUGAUUAUAAAACAAACUGGUGAUGACUUCGUGGUCUCCGUUAAAACGCCGUUGCGCACAAACACCAACUCCUUCACCAUUGGGAAAGAGAAUGAAUUCACAACCAUGACGGGAGAAAAGACCCGGGCUACAGCAAAAAUGGUUGAUGGGAAAAUUAUCAUAGAGACAGAGAAAGUCACCCACAUGCGUGAGAUCCAGGGACAGGAAAUGGUUGAGACCCUCAGAUCUGGCUCUGUAACCCUGGUCAGAAGAUACAGGAGGACCUGAAGCACACAUAGGCUGAAUAAUUAUCAUAAAAAUGAUAAUAGUACAAAAAAAUAUUUAUUUUUAAGAAUAAAAUAAUUCUGUACUUGUUACUGUAAAUGUUAUUAAAUGUUAGUAAAUGUUAGUUAUACACACACAUGUUUAUUCAUCUUUAUAAACCUAGUUAUCUGGGAACAAGUGAAUAAAUAAUAAAGUAUUCAAAAUGA
Tachysurus vachellii is the source of this 914-nucleotide messenger RNA. RefSeq names its product fatty acid binding protein 10b, liver basic (gene fabp10b). Gene Ontology annotation, cellular component: nucleus; cytosol. Gene Ontology annotation, biological process: fatty acid transport. Gene Ontology annotation, molecular function: fatty acid binding. The record is from RefSeq and is a predicted model, not a curated record. The transcript has 4 exons. NCBI's taxonomy places the organism in Eukaryota, Metazoa, Chordata, Actinopteri, Siluriformes, Bagridae. Bases 325 to 711 code for a protein of 128 amino acids.